Messenger RNA from Diplodia corticola, 732 nucleotides. RefSeq names its product nad dependent epimerase dehydratase family protein. The coding region runs from base 1 to 732 and encodes 243 amino acids. Gene Ontology annotation, biological process: import into nucleus. The record is from RefSeq and is a predicted model, not a curated record. NCBI's taxonomy places the organism in Eukaryota, Fungi, Ascomycota, Dothideomycetes, Botryosphaeriales, Botryosphaeriaceae. Gene Ontology annotation, cellular component: cytoplasm. The transcript is spliced from 2 exons.
AUGGCCAACAUCAACGCCCUACUCGCCGGCAGCACCGGCCUCGUAGGCUCCAACAUCCUCACCACCCUCCUCUCCCACCCCUCCAUUGCCCACACGUCCGCCUUCACCCGCCGCGCCCUCCCGCACGACUCCCCCAAACUCUCCACCCUCCCCGCCUCCCCCUCCCCCGACCAAGACUCCGCCGCCCUCUGGCCCACGCUCAUCCCGACGGCUACACCCACGCCGACCCUCUACCUCAGCGCGCUCGGCACGACCCUCGCGCAAUCCGGCAGCGCCAGCGCCCAGCGCCUCAUCGACUACGACCUGAACCUCGCGCUCGCCACGGCCGCCAAAGCCGCCGGCAUCAAGACCUUCGUGCUGAUCUCGACGGCCGGCGCGAGCAGCGGGUCCGCGUUCGCGUAUCCGAAGAUGAAGGGCGAGCUGGAGGAGGCGGUGCGCGCGCUCGAGUUCGAGCACACGGUCAUCUUGCGGCCGGGGCUGAUCGUCGGCGAGAGGGCGGAUGCGCGGCCGGCCGAGUUCGCGCUGCGGAAGGUGGCGGGCUUCGCGGGGUGUUUGGGCAACGGGUUCAAGGACUUCUGGGCGCAGGACGCGGAGGUGAUUGCGAGGGCGGCGGUGGCGGCCGGCGUGAAGUGUGUGGAGGGGGCCGGGGAGAAGGGCGUGUGGGAGGUGGGGCAGAAGGAUAUCGUGAGGUUGGGGAGGACGGAGUGGGCGGUCGAGGAGCAGAAGAAGUGA